Messenger RNA from Prunus armeniaca (apricot), 3144 nucleotides. Lineage: Eukaryota; Viridiplantae; Streptophyta; Magnoliopsida; Rosales; Rosaceae. The record is from the annotation of a GenBank genome assembly.
AUGCAGCACGCUCCAGCGACGAUCGAGGAACAGUUGUUACUAAAAGCAAUCAAAGAAGAAUGUCAGUGGGAGAAUCUCCCGAAACGGCUUCAAGUGACAUUGUCUUCGAAAGAAGAAUGGCAUAGAAGGGUAAUUGAGCAUUGCAUAAAGAAAAGACUCCCAUGGAACACUUGUUUUGCUCGAAAAGUAUGCAAAGAAAGUGAAUAUUAUGAAGACAUGAUGCGGAAAGUAUCUGGGGGAGUAUCUGUGCCUCAUAGGGAAUCAGAUGAGGGAAAGUUGUCAGGAAAUUAUUGCAGUAGAGAUCUAAAAAAUGCAGUGGAUGAGUUAAGAUACGUUGAAAGCAUGAAAGAACAACCUUAUGACAGCAUCCCCAAUUUUAGCGCUGCAGAUGCCUUGCGGCUUACAGGGAUAGGGAGAAACGAAUUUAUUGAUAUAAUGAAUAAGUGCAGAUCUAAGAAAAUUAUGUGGAAGCUCAACAAGUCAAUUGCAAAAGAACUUUUACCUACACAACCCGUGGAUUUUGCAAUUGAUCCAUGGUGGGGAAUUUGUCUUGUGAAUUUCACACUGGAAGAAUUUAAGAAACUCUCGGAGGAAGAAAUGGCAACAAUAGAUAAAAUAUGUAAAGAGGAAGCAAAUUCAUAUAUCCUGUUCGAUCCUGAUAUUGUUAAGGGUCUUCACCAACGAGGAUUAAUAUACUUUGAUGUCCCUGUUUAUCCUGAUGAUCGUUUCAAAGUUUCCAGGCUUGAAGGGUUUGUUUCCAACAGGGAGCAAUCUUACGAAGAUCCUAUAGAGGAGUUGCUAUAUGCAGUUUUCGUUGUUUCAAGCGAGCAUGCAACUGUUGCCGAACUGGCAACAACAUUACAGGCUGACCUUGCACAACUGCAGGCUGCUGCGUCUUUUGCAUGUCGAUUGGGAUGGGCAGUAAAAGUAUUUGAUCCAGCAUCUGUUCUUCGAGAUACAAGUUUACCUGGAUCUCCUAGAAACAGUCUCAGUGAUGAAGAUGCUUCUCGUCGUAGUAUAAGCUCAGCAAAUAUGUUUGCUGAUGGUGAUGCUAGUCUACAAGGAGAUGUUUCAGGGACAGAAAACUAUGGCCUAAGUUCUUCAUAUGAUCGCGUUGCGUUUGUUGUUGAUGCUAACAUAACAUCCUAUCUUAUGAUGGGGUCUGUUUCACCAGGUUUGAAAUCUCAUGCUGUAACACUUUAUGAAGCGGGAAAGUUGGGUCAUGCUAGUAUUACGGAUCUUUGCAAGGAUCUGAGUACGCUAGAGGGAACAAAAUUUGAAGGAGAACUACAGGAAUUUGCAAAUCAUGCAUUUAGCCUCCGUUGUGUUCUGGAAUGCCUUCAAUCGGGAGGAGUUGCAACUGAUGUGAAAACAGAUGAAGUUUGCAAUAACAUGGAUAUGAUAGCUUCAAACAACGAUGAGGCCACACUCAUAGCUGAUGUAACUUUGACUGAAACAUCAGGACACUUGACUGGGCAAGAAGUUGGGUUCGAUGAUGAUGUUUCUGUGAAAUCAGGGAUGCCCCAGGAAGGUUCUGUUUUGGCUGAACCUGUUGGUGAUGGAAGUGAUGAAAUAGUAAUUGGUACUUCAUCAGAAGAUAGCACCAGCUUAACUGAAGUCCCUAAAUCAGACUUGAAUCUGCAGAGUAAUGAGAAAGAGGUGCGUGAUGAAGGGUCAGAUGUUGGAAAAGAAAUGUUAAAGAGGAAAAAUAAAUUCCGAGUGGAUAUCCUUCGCUGUGAAAGCUUGGCGUCUCUUGCACCAGCAACUUUAGAUCGGUUGUUUCGUCGUGACUAUGAUAUUGUUGUGUCUAUGAUUCCUCUUCCACCUUCGUCAGUACUUCCUGGACCAGCAGGUCCUUUUAAUUUUGGUCCUCCCUCUUAUUCAUGCAUGACACCUUGGAUGAAAUUAGUGUUGUACUCAACUGUGGCCUGUGGACCUCUAUCAGUUAUUCUGAUGAAAGGACAAUGUUUACGCUUGCUUCCUGCCCCACUGGCUGGUUGUGAGAAGGCCCUUUUGUGGUCUUGGGAUGGUUCUACAAUUGGAGGUUUGGGAGGCAAGUUUGAAGGAAAUCUGGUAAAGGGAAGCAUACUUUUACAUUGUUUAAAUUCACUUCUUAAAUACUCUGCUGUACUAGUGCAGCCCCUCAGUAAGUAUGACCUUGAUGAAUCUGGAAGAAUCAUCACUAUGGAUAUUCCAUUACCCCUAAAGAACUCUGAUGGUUCAGUUGCUUGCAUAGGGAAGGAAUUGGACAUGUGCGAGAAGGAAAGUUCAAAACUGAAUUCUCUGUUAGUUGAUUUGACAAGUAAGAUAGAGUUGUGGACAGUUGGCUAUAUUCGCUUGUUGAAACUUUUUAAAGAAAGAGAUUCAGACCACUUUGCACCUGAUGAUGAGAAGUUUGAAUGGGUCCCGUUGAGUGUUGAAUUUGGGAUGCCACUGUUUAGUCCAAAAUUAUGCAAUAAUAUAUGUAAAAGAGUGGUCUCAUCGCAAUUACUUCAAAAAGAUUUACUCACUGAACAUCACGAUGCGAUGCAAAGCUUACGGAAAAGGUUGCGUGAUGUUUGUGCAGAGUACCAAGCAACAGGUCCUGCUGCUAAACUUCUUUACCAGAAAGAGCAAUCAAAGGACUUUUCACGACAUCUCAUGAAUUAUGCAAGUGGAAGGUGGAAUCCACUUGUCGACUCUUCUUCUCCCAUUUCAGGAGCCUCGAGUGAGCAUCAGAGACUCAAACUUGCUAACCGACAUCGUUCCCGAACUGAAGUUUUGAGCUUUGAUGGAAGCAUUCUAAGAUCAUAUGCUCUAUCUCCUGUUUAUGAGGCUGCCACAAGGCCUGUUGAAGAAGCCCCUCCAGUUAGCACUACAAAAGUUGAGCAAGAAGAAGCUGACAGCAGAGAAGUAGUCCUUCCUGGUGUUAAUCUUGUUUUUGAUGGCUCUGAGUUGCACCCCUUCGAGAUAGGUGCUUGUCUACAGGCUCGUCAACCAGUCUCAUUAAUAGCAGAGGCAGCAGCUGCCUCUGCAUUGGCUCGUCUGCCCAUAUUUGAGGUUGGUCAAUGCACAUCAGCUCCAGCUUUGUUCAAAGGAAGGCGUUUUCGUACAAAACUUUGUCAGAUUAUGGAUACACCCCGGGGAGGUGGGGAUAAAAAAUGA